GGUGACGAGAGUUAGUGUUCCUAGAGGUGGUGGUGAGUGGUGGUGUGUGGUGGCUCGUGGUGAUGGUGUGUGGUGUUGCCUGUGUCACUGCAUGUGUUCACUGCUUCUGUUUAAAUAGGUGCGAGGGUUCACCAAUCUGCCGAGCGCUGCCGGAAAGUCCACAGAGAUGAUUGGCCAAGAUGUGAAGAGUGUUUCUCCUGUUAGUAAUGAGUCAACCCUCCAAUUAUCAACAGAGGCGCCACACAUACCCACAGGAUAAGAGAGGAAGGGGAUAAGAGAAUCGUGGCAUCAUCAAGGCCACCACAGCACCACAGCACCAUAGGAAAGCCACACCUCCCCAUGCCCUCCCCACACCCUCCACCUCAAUGUAUCACCGAGUCUGUGGCAGUGAUUCAGGAAGGUGAAGACACGACACAGGGAUACGAAUGCUGUGGUCAAAAAAUGGUUAAAAGUCCGCCGUGAAGUAGGCAGCCGCCAGUGCAUCACUGGCUCUCUCCAUGCAUCUUGGAACAUGUGCAUCAUGAUAUACACGGCCAACAGACGUGCAAGCGAUUCCAAUGUCCCGCCAAAGUUGAGGUGACGCCAGUCAGCUGAGAGAAGUAAACAAACACCGAGGCGGAGUCUGCCACCCUAGCACACCGCCACACUGCGUCCCUGCCACACUGAGCCUCUCCCUCUCACCUCACCAGGCACAUUGACUUUCCCAACACUGCGAGAUGAGUGGGAAGAGUCUGCACGAGAGGGAAGGAGAGGAAACUUGAUAUAGUGAAAAAUAGUGAGGAAGCAGAUUGUGAGCACACCCAAGAAAGAGAGAGACAGAGACAGAGAUAGCACAUACAAGUAACAAGACAGGCUGAGAGAGAGAGAUAGAAAGUUAGAGGAAGCAAGCAAGUGAAAGAGAGCAAGCAACAAACAAACCCAGGCAAGGCAAACCAAGGCAAGGCAUACACAAUGAUGGCAACGCUGGACAGUGAAGAGCGUCUUUCCUGCACCGAACACAGUGUCAUGCUGGCCAACAGUCUCUACCACCUGUACACACAAUCGUCGCUCCUUGAUGUGCGUCUGGUGUGUGAGGAAGUGCACAUCUACGCACACAAGGCAGUCCUGGCCGCUGGGAGCAAGUUUUUCCAGGAGCGGCUACAGUCUCUAGGGUCCGGAAUGGUGGAGCUGCAGAUGUCGAGUGCUAAUCUUGGGGUUCUCAUUUCCCCUGGUGAACUCCGAGCAUUAGUUGAAUACCUGUACUGCGGUGAGCUUCUUGUCCCUCGUCACCGCCUGUCAAACAUCGUCGCUCUGGCACGCUCCCUGCAGGUGUUUGGCUUUCUCACCGACACCCAGAGCUACUUGGCCGGCCCUGACCCACAAUUCCUCCCUGAAAUGAACUACAUCUCUGUGGAGCCUUCAGUGCUAGAGCUCCCUGCUACACAGUGCACUCGUCUCCAGCCCCCUACAGCAGAGGAGGCUUGUGGGGAGCUUGUGGGUGGUGGUAGUGGAGUCAGUGGGGGUAGUGUCUCUCUGCCACUGGUCAGUAUGAAGCCCCAUGACCCCACACUGCUCCAGGACCCGCCAAAGUACUCAGAGCCACUCAAGAUUGAUACCAAUGUGAAUAUUUUGGGUCCCACAUCCAGUAUUUCUUUCAGUGAGUUGUGUAUGGCGCCAGGUCUUGAUGGGGAUGCCCUCAGUACUCCUUGUGGCCAGGCCAAGCACUGCAGCGCCCCAUCAGUGUUUGAGAGCUCAGUGUUGGAAGAGGCACCAAGUUUGAAGGGAAAGUACACACAGGAGUCUUGGGAAGCGUACAGCAAGCCAGAUCGCGAUGUUGUCUACACUGGGACUGUCCUGAACUUAAGAGGCGACAGUGAGGGUGGUGAUGAGAGGUGUGGUGUCGCAGGGGUCAGAGAGCAUCACCAGCACCACCAGCAUCACCAGCAUCAUGUCCCAGCGCCACAGUUGUCUCUGCCUCCCGCGUUUCCAGCUGGGUCACGUCAAGAGCUGCAUAUGAAUCAGUGUUUGGUGGAGGGAGAGGCUGAUGAUGCAAGCAAUACUGUCAUGUUUCUGGAGCCUCUGUGGGGAGAUGCGUCAAGUCCAUCUGGCGUUGACCUGGACAACAUUCUGCGCAGUGACGACAUGAAGGUGCUUGGUGAGCGGUGGGUGCGCGCCCGCCGCCCCUCCAGAGUGCGCCUCAAGGUCAAGGACAGCAUUGGCGGUGUCUCCCUCCAGGACACCUCCCAGCGCCAGUCUGCAGGGGCUGCCGCUGCCGCCGCUGCUGCUGCUGCCGCUGCUGCUGCUGCUCCAACAUCCUCCACCCUUCCUGCUGCCAGUCCUGCAGAGGAAGCGAGUGCUAAUGAAAACAAGGAAAGUUGGAUGGUGGUGCUCCCUGACUCCCGCCCCCCAGUCCUCCCCCACCUGGCUGACCCCUCCUCCCUCCUACAGGCCCCUCCACCACAGCCAGUCCCCCCAGACCCACUCACGCAGGUCCCCGUAGACACCCCUCCCUUCCAUGUCCAGGGCCCUACCACACAGUCCCUGGCUAACCCUGUGCCUCUCAUCACCUCCCCCAUGCCUCUCGGUGCCUCCCUGCUGGCCCAGAGUUCAUGUCCCAGUAAUGUCCCAGUAGCCAACACCAGCUCCCUGUUUGGCCAGUCACCGCUGCCUAACCCGGCCACUCCACUCCUCACACAGUCCAGUAUUAUUGCUCCAUAUCUCCAGCCAUCUGUUCUCUCCACUGCUGUCAUGAACCAGGCUGAGCUGUCUCACCUCCAGCACCCUCUCUCGGCCGUCCCCCUGCAGGCAGUGUCCGUGCAGCCCUUAGAAACAGAGGGGCCACUUCACUACUCCCCUGUUCCUGUCCCUCAGUCCAACAGUUCAGUCUUCACACAGCCGUCGCUCUCUCUGUCUCUCCCUCACCACUUUAUCCACCACCACACGCCAGCUGCCUCACCACCACAGCCCCUGCCUCUGCCUGCCUCCACACACACACCACACAUACCACACACACCACACAGGCCUCCUCCCCUGCCACUACCACCCUGCUGCCUUCUCUUAUCCAGCCAUGCCCUGUCUCCCAUGCUGGUCUUCCUUCCUCCUCAUCCUCCUCCCCUUCCAUAUCUGGGGAGGAUAUGCUCUCACAGAUAUCAGACUCCCCACCCUGAGGCACCCUCACAAGCACCCCAGCCCCCCAAUCCCCUGCCGUUAGACCCCCACCGUGCCUCCCCAUCUCCUUGCCAGCUCCCCAUCCCCUCCCCUGUCACCUCCUGGCCUCACUCCCCUGUCACCACCACUACUACUGUAACCACCACCACCACCACCUUGCCAGACUCACCCCUCCCUGUCCCUGUGUCCCCCCCAUCACCUCAGUCACCCCCAGGCACUCCAGAGCACACCACCACCUCCUCAAGAACGUCCACCACCAUCACCACCACAAGAAGAGAAAAUGCUGUCUUGUCAACCACCACAACUACUACCACCACUACCACUGCCACCACCACCGCCACCGCCUUGCCGCCUAGUCCUGGGUCGCCCGAGGAGGAAGAACGUGAGGGAGAGCAGGCGAGCCACACAUGUUCUCAGUGCUCUAGAACCUUCUGCAAGAUGGACAGGCUGACUCUGCACCUCUGGGAAGAACAUGAGAUUGGAACAGUGGCUAAAUGCCAGUUGUGCAGCUUUACCAGUCCCCUGCAGAGCUCAUUGGUGAAGCACGCAGCCACACACAUCACCAAGGAGAGGCGAGUGUGUGCGAUCUGUGGCAAGACCUUCAAAACACGUGCCACAGUUCGCACUCACCUGAGAAAUCACUGUGGCGAAGAGGUCAUGUAUAAAUGUGGAUUCUGCCCCAUGAUGUACAGUCAGAAGUUUAACCUGGUGAAGCAUUUAGCGUCCAAGCACCAGCGUGAUCCUGAGGGGCAGCCGCUCACCAAGACCCUGCAGUGCCCUCAGUGUGUCUUCACCACCCUGGCUGACUACAAGCUCAAGGCACACAUUAUUCGCCGCCACACACUGAACAAGCCUUUUAAGUGUGACCUGUGCCCCUACGCCACCACAGAGAAGACAGCGCUCACUAAACACACCCGCACACACACCAAGGAGCGGCCUUAUGUGUGUGAGACCUGUGGCUUCCACGCACCCACCCUCAGCAGUCUGUGGCGUCAUCGCAGGAGCCACACGGGGGAGAAACCCUUUGAGUGUGAGCAGUGUGGCCAGCAGUACGCCGACUCCAAGCGCCUCAGAGACCACAUGUACAAGCACAACAAUGUUAAGCCCUUCAUGUGUCACCUCUGUGGCUACACCUGCAGGAGGAGAGACAAUCUGCAGACGCAUGUUAAGAAGAUCCACAAACUGCAGGACCUCAAUGGCUCAUCCCUGCAACACUCAGGAAAGGGCAGGAAGGGAAAGGAAGGACAAGUACCCCAGCCUUCUUCUGACACACCACGGCCACCCCCAGCCAUCCUACAGCCUUCACUGGGGGUCAAGGAGGUACAGGAGGGGCAGGAAGGGGUAAAGCCAAGGGCAUGGUGUGUUCCUGAGAGUGGAGACAGUGGAGGCAUCACCGUGGUGGAGCAGGGUGGUGGUAGUGGUGGUGGAAGACAAGAGGGGGAAAUAAUUGAAAGAGCUUAGGGUUUGUUAGUUCUCUCUCUCUCUCUCUCUCUCUCUCUCUCUCUCUCUCUCUCUCUCUCUCUCUUCAAUAUCUUACUUAAUACACUCUACUUAUAAAUUUGCAUCAGAAAUCCUUCAUUUAUAUAUUUGCAACACACACACACACACACACACUCCUAAGAUCUUUGUACUAUGGUAGUGUGAGGAGUGGUGGUGAUGUAGCAGUGGGAGGCAGUUGUGAGAAGAGGUUACCAGUUGCCUCCUGUUUACACAAAGUGAUACCAAAGAAUGUAUACUUUAAUCUAUUUAGAUAAAUCCUUUGAUAAA
Messenger RNA from Portunus trituberculatus (swimming crab), 4914 nucleotides. RefSeq lists its product as uncharacterized. Gene Ontology annotation, molecular function: protein binding; RNA polymerase II cis-regulatory region sequence-specific DNA binding; DNA-binding transcription factor activity. The record is from RefSeq and is a predicted model, not a curated record. Gene Ontology annotation, biological process: regulation of transcription by RNA polymerase II. Lineage: Eukaryota; Metazoa; Arthropoda; Malacostraca; Decapoda; Portunidae.